AUGGAGUUUAUUAAAGAGGAGAGUGAAGACCUGAAGAUUGAAGAAACACUCAAACAUGAAGAUACUGACGAACACACAGACCUGAUGUCGCUGAAAGAGGAGAGUCAAGACCUGAAUGAAAUGGAAGAGAAAAAUCAGUAUGAGAAAAGUCAUGAUUUUGUGACUGGAGAAAAAUCUUUUAGUUUCUCACAGACUCAUAAAACAGAAACUAAGAACCUUGAAGUCCACACUGAAGAGAGUCAUUUUAGCUGCCAGCAGUGUGGAAAGAGUUUCAGUCGAAAACAAAGCCUUACAAUGCACUUAAAAAUCCACAGUGGAGAGAAGCCAUUCAUAUGCCCUCAAUGUGGAAAGAGUUUUACACUGAAAAAAACACUUAGUGCCCAUAUGAGCAUUCACACUGGAGAGAAACCUUACUCCUGCAAACUGUGUGGGAAUGCUUUCUCAAGAAAAGAAAGUCUUAAUAUUCACAUGAGAAUCCACACUGGAGAGAAGCCUUACCCCUGCCAGCAGUGUGGGAAGAGCUUCUCAGUGAAAGGAAAUCUUAAAACUCACAUGAGAAUCCACACCGGGGAGAGGCCGUUUAUAUGCUCUCAGUGCGGAAAGAGCUUCUCACUAAACAGACAUCUUGAAGUGCACAUGCAAGAUCACACCGGCAAGAGGUUGUUCAUCUGCUCUCAGUGUCCAAAGAGUUUUAAGCAGAAAAAAGAACUUGAUGCUCACAUAAAAAUUCACACGGGAGAGAAGCCUUACUCCUGCAAACUGUGUGGGAAGAGCUACAAAAUCAAAGCAAUCCUUAAGAUCCACAUGAGAGUUCACACUGGUGAAAAGCCAUUUGUUUGUGAUCACUGUGGAAAGAGUUUCAGAUAUAAAGAAAGCCUUAAUCAUCACAUGAGGAUUCACUCGGGAGAGAAAUGUUUUAUUUGUCAUCUUUGUGGAAUGAGUUUCCCAGACAGGAAUCAUCUUGACAAACAUGUUAAAAAUCACGCUGGAGUGAAGCUUUCCAUGUGCCAUCACUGUGGAAAGAGUUUCAAACAAAGAGCAAACUUUGUGAAUCACAUGAGAGUUCACACUGGAGAGAAGCCUUUCUCCUGCACUCAGUGUGGAAGGAGCUUCACAGUUAAAGGACACUUUGAGUAUCACAUGAGACUUCACUCUGGAGAGAAACCUUACACCUGCCCUGAUUGUGGAAAGAGCUUCACAAAUAAAGGAAACCUUAAUACUCACAUCAGAGUUCACACUGGAGAGAAGCCUUACAAGUGUCCUCAGUGUGAAAUGAGUUUUGCAUAUCACACAGAACUGAAACGGCAUGUCCAAACUCAUUCGGUAAAUAUAAUUCUGAUUUCCACAGUGGUGAAGAUUGAAGAAACACUCAAACAUGAAGAUACUGACGAACACACAGACCUGAUGGCGCUGAAAGAAGAGAGUCAAGAACUGAAUGAAAUGGAAGAGAAAGAUCAGUAUGAGAAAUGUCAUGAUCUCAUGGUUAGGGUGAAAUCUUUGAGUUACUCAAAGAGUCAUAAAACAAAAACAAGAAACUUUGAAGUCCAGAUGAGAGUUCACACUGGAGAGAGUCCUUUCAGCUGCCAACACUGUGGGAAGGGUUUCUCACUGAAAGGAAAUCUUAACAUUCACAUGAAAAUCCAUACUAGAGAGAAGGCUUUCAUAUGCUCUCAGUGUGGAAAGAGAUUUACACAGAAAAAUACCCUAAAUGCCCACAUGAGAGUUCACACGGGAGAGAAGCCAUACACCUGCAAAAUGUGUGGGAAGCACUUCACGCGAAAAGAAAAUCUUAGAAAUCACAUGAGAGUUCACACUGGAGAGAGACCUUUCACCUGCAAACUGUGUGGGAAAAGCUUCACACGAAAAGAAAAUCUUAAAAUUCACAUGAGAGUUCACACCGGAGAGAAACCUUACACCUGCAAACUGUGUGGAAAGUGUUUUAAACAGAAAAAGUACCUCGAUGGCCACAUGAGAGUUCACACUGGAGAGAAGCCGUUUGUUUGUGAUCAGUGUGAAAAGUGUUUCAGGUGUAAAGCACAGCUUGAUCUUCACAUGAGGAGUCACUCAGGAGAGAACUGUUUUAUAUGUCAGCAGUGUGGAAAGAGUUUCUCACACAAAGGAAACUUUGAGAAUCACAUGAGAGUUCACACUGGAGAGAAGCCUUUCACCUGCUCUCAGUGUGGAAAGACCUUCACAAUUAAAGGAAACCUUAAGAUUCACAUGAGAAGUCACACUGGAGAGAAACCUUACAAGUGUCCUCAGUGUGAUAAGAGUUUCACAUAUCACACAGACCUGAAACGGCACGAAACAAAAGCUCAUUCUGGAAAGAAAAUCCAAACCUUAUCACACUGAGGAAAAUGGCUAUUUCAACAAUCAUACGCACAUUCACUCUGAAGAAAGACAAUUCAAUUGUGAUCAGUCUAAUUAAAACAUCACAUUAACACAUUCAUAUAAAAAAUCAUGUAAAUGUGGGAACCUGAUUGUGUUCUUUGAUAAACCCUAUUUGGACAGGAUUCGUUUUACAUAGAGUGGUGGGAUAGAAUAAUAUAACCAGAUCUUCUUCGUGAUUUUAGUCCCAUCUGAAUGUGCCAUCUCAGUAAUCAUUCUAGAUAAUAUCAGUAAAUAUUCAGGGCUCUAGACUAACUUUUUGCACUGGUUGCAUUAGUGCGCCUAACUUUUUUCUUACACCGCAGUUUUACAAGUUCACUUUUUUAUUUUAAAUUGCUGUCCAUAUUGGCAAUAUUGACUU
Cyprinus carpio (common carp) is the source of this 2749-nucleotide messenger RNA. Its product is annotated as zinc finger protein 585A-like. Bases 1 to 2352 code for a protein of 783 amino acids. Gene Ontology annotation, cellular component: nucleus. Gene Ontology annotation, biological process: regulation of transcription by RNA polymerase II; central nervous system development. The record is from RefSeq and is a predicted model, not a curated record. Gene Ontology annotation, molecular function: DNA-binding transcription factor activity, RNA polymerase II-specific; RNA polymerase II cis-regulatory region sequence-specific DNA binding. Lineage: Eukaryota; Metazoa; Chordata; Actinopteri; Cypriniformes; Cyprinidae. The transcript is spliced from 4 exons.